Humulus lupulus (European hop) is the source of this 1394-nucleotide messenger RNA. Its product is annotated as patatin-like protein 2. Lineage: Eukaryota; Viridiplantae; Streptophyta; Magnoliopsida; Rosales; Cannabaceae. The transcript is spliced from 6 exons. Gene Ontology annotation, biological process: lipid metabolic process. Gene Ontology annotation, molecular function: glycerophospholipase activity; monoacylglycerol lipase activity. The record is from RefSeq and is a predicted model, not a curated record. Bases 56 to 1273 code for a protein of 405 amino acids.
AAUUAUUAAGAGUCAGAAAUCAUAAUAUUUGAAUACACAUAUAUAUAUAGAAAUAAUGGUGAGUGCUACAACUGUUAAUAAUUCUUCAAAGGGAAUAAAGAUGUUCACAGUGUUGAGCAUCGACGGAGGUGGCAUUAGGGGUGUCAUUCCAGGCACUCUUCUCGCUUUUCUCGAAUCAAAACUUCAGGAAUUGGAUGGAGCAGAUGCAAGAAUUGCAGACUAUUUCGAUGUAAUAUCUGGAACAAGCACUGGUGGCUUAGUCACCACCAUGCUUACUGCCCCAAACAAGGAUAACCGACCCUUAUUUGCAGCCAAAGACAUCAAUGCUUUUUACUUAGAGCAUACACCAAACAUUUUUCCACAAAAUAGGUAUAACUACUUAUCAAUAAUACAUACAAUUAUUAGGAGCUGGCUUGACGCAUUGACCGGUCCUAAAUACGACGGAAAGUAUUUUCACAAACUUCUAAACAAUCUUCUAGGCGACCUUACUCUUCAUCAGACCCUAACCAACAUCGUCGUACCAGCUUUUGAUAUCAAACUUUUUCAACCUUGCAUUUUCUCCACUUCUGAUGGAAAAGAGACGGCUUUGAAAAAUGCUCGACUUGCAGAUAUUUGCAUCAGUACCGCUGCAGCUCCUACUUUUCUCCCGGCUCAUAGUUUUACCACGACUGAUCUCAAUGGAAACUCUCGUAGUUUUGAUCUCAUCGAUGGUGCUGCUGCUGCAAACAAUCCUACAAUGUUGGCAAUAAGCCACGUUUUUAGAGAAAUGGCAAAGGAGAACUCAGAUGAUGACGAUGAUGAUGAGGCUCCUAUAAUGGAGGGUAAAAGAAUGCUAGUUCUAUCAUUAGGGACUGGUUCAGCCAAGCGUCAAGAGAAAUACAGUGCAGCCAAGGCCUCCCAAUGGGGUCUCAUUAAUUGGAUCUUUGACAAUGGAAGCACACCCCUUAUUGACAUUUUUUCUGAUGCAAGUUCUGAUGUUGUUGAUUUUCUUGUAUCAACUCUCUUUCAAUCUCAUACCCUUAAGAAAAAUUAUCUGCGUAUUCAGGAGGAUACAUUGGUUGGGGACGAAUCAUCAGUUGAUAUGGCGACUACUGAAAAUCUGCAAAGACUGGUGGAAAUUGGAAACAACCUACUAAAGAAGCCAGUUUCGAGGGUGGAUUUGGAAACGGGCAAAUGUCAAACUAUCAAUGGAGAAGGCACCAAUGCUCAAGCUCUUACUCAUUUCGCCAAACUUUUAUCUGACCAGAGGAAACUACGUAUGGUUGAUCAAUAAAAGCUGACAACUUAAUUUUCAUUAAUUAGUCUUAUUUUAAUUCAUUUUUUUAUUACUUAAUUGACUAGCUUGUAUAAUUAGUAGUGAUUAUUCAGAUAAAGCUAGAUUAAUUACACUAGCU